AUGGCCUCCUUGAUGAGCAUCACCAACAGGCUCCUGCCAUUCGCCACGCCAGGAACACCUCUGCUCCAGGAUGUCAUCCAUCUGGCAGUCAUAUGCACACUUCUGUACUUCGCACCGCAAAUUCAAGAGUGCAUCCAGAAGAAGCGAAAGCUCCAAGAACAAACUGGUGAAACCGAGGCAGACGCCAUUGACGAUACAGCCGUCCAAGGAGAGCAGCCGCAAGAACACGACGCCCAGGAACACGGCCAGGAGGAACAAGAAAUCUUCGAGCAAGAAGCCGACAACAACGAAAACGACGGUCCGGACAAUGAUGAUUUUCGUCAAUUUCAACAGCAACAGGAUGCCAACGAAGCAGCCCUGCCGGGUCCAGCAGACGGUCCCGCAGAGAUACCAGCUCGAAGAGAUGUAGGAGCCAAGAAAGCAAAGUCUCUCGCAAGGAAAGACCAGAAGCGAGCCUAUCACGAGUUUCAGCGUGCACAGGGUGAAGCCCAGCGAGCACGCGACGCUGAGGGAGCUGCAGAGCGCGAGAAGGCACAGGCCGCAGAAAGGGAGCGGAGGAAGGCUGCUGAGGCAAAGUUAGAGGCCAAGAAGGCCAAGGAGAGGGAAGCAAAGAAAGAACAGGAGCGAAAGGAGCGCGAGAAGGAGAUCGAAAGGAGAGAAACUGCGAUUGGAAUGGUGAGGAGGGACUUGGAGGAGACCAGAAUGAGUAACUUGUUCGAUGUCGCGAGGGUAGUCGGUGGUGAUGCCGAUGAGGUCUGGGUCGAGAAGAUUCUCAAUGCGGCUGGUCUGCUUGGCAAGUCUUCGGGUGGAGCACUGACUAUGGUAACGAGUACUGGCUGGGUUGUCAAAGUCUCCAAGGAAGACAUGGCGUCGGUGUACAAGAGAGCUGUGAAUGAGGGACUUGGAGGGAGAGAUGGAAAGAUCAGUUACGACGAGUUUGGUGGACUGUUGGAGACGGUCCUGAAGGAAGGAUCCUCUGCCACCGCUUGA
This is a messenger RNA of Fulvia fulva, 990 nucleotides long. RefSeq lists its product as uncharacterized. Bases 1 to 990 code for a protein of 329 amino acids. The transcript has a single exon. The record is from RefSeq and is a predicted model, not a curated record. Lineage: Eukaryota; Fungi; Ascomycota; Dothideomycetes; Mycosphaerellales; Mycosphaerellaceae.